AGCAAAGCAACAUGCUGCACGUAUACGUGGAAUGUCUUACGUUACAAAAAAUAAGAAGGAAAUACCAGCAAAGAGUCCACCUGGCAAUGUUGUGAUGUGUAAAUGCCGUUAUGAAUGCAAACAACUGGUGGAUAUGAAAACCAGGUUGUUUGAAGGCUACCAUGCAUUAAACAUGAACGAACAAGGCAACUACUUAAUGGGAUUAAUAGAUAUACUGCCAGUACAAAGACGCCGGCAUGUGUCCAGGAUGGCGGUCCGAGAGUUGCCGGGUGACCUGGCAGUGGCAGCUGCUGAGGAACUGCACGAAGACAAGGACAGACGCGACGACAGCAUCGCUCACAUCAAGCAGUGGCUCUCGAAGCAGCCGCACCUCGCCGCUCGCACAGACGAUCAGUGGAUAUUGGCAUUCCUAAGAUCCUGCAAGUACAGUCUUGAGAGCACUAAAGAAAAAAUUGAUUCAUAUUACUCACUUAGAACAGCGCUACCUGAAAUGUUUAAGAACAGAGAUCCAUUGUCUCCAGAGCUUCAGGAAAUUUUUAACCUUGGCGUUUGUUUCCCACUGCCGUACCUGGACGUCCACGGCAGAAGAAUCAUUCUGAUGCGGCCUGGGAAAUAUCAGCCCACGUUGGAUAUAAUGCAUCGAGUAAACAAACUCACGUACAUGAUGAUGGAAAUACUUCUGCUGGAAGACGACUAUCUCUCAAUAAAAGGAAUGGUUACACUGCUUGAUCUCAGCAACGUCACAUUGGGCCACAUGACCUUAAUGACACCCGCAAUGGUUAAGAAAAUGUCUACUGUCUUUCAGGAUGGUUACCCGAUCAGGCUUAAAGGAAUGAACUUCUUCAACACUCCUCCUCAGUUUGAAGUGGUUUUUAACCUCUUUAAGACCUUCAUGAAAGAUAAGCUACGAAAAAGAUUGUUCGUCCACGGAAGUAACAGGGAGUCUCUAUACGAACAGCUACCGAGGGAUGUCUUGCCAGAAGAAUAUGGAGGAACUAAAGGAACCACGGAUGGUAUGACAGAAAUGUGGAGGAAGAAGGUGGAGAGCUACCGAGAGUGGUUCAUCGCAGACGAGCAGUUCGGCGUGGAUGAGAAGAAGCGGACAGGCAAACCGAAGAACUACGAAGACGUUUUUGGUGUUGAAGGAUCUUUUCGGACCCUCAAUGUUGAUUAAAGGCGUUUUCAUUGCAUAACACAUGUAACGAUUCUACACUCUUAACAAUAAAAAAAAUUAAAUAUAUUCGUAA
Molecule: messenger RNA, 1247 nt
Organism: Bacillus rossius redtenbacheri
Lineage: Eukaryota; Metazoa; Arthropoda; Insecta; Phasmatodea; Bacillidae
Product: alpha-tocopherol transfer protein-like
Exons: 8
Coding region: 32-1174 (380 amino acids)
Cellular component (GO): membrane
Molecular function (GO): phosphatidylinositol bisphosphate binding
Source: RefSeq, a predicted model, not a curated record